Messenger RNA from Molossus molossus (Pallas's mastiff bat), 1621 nucleotides. RefSeq names its product acetyl-CoA acyltransferase 2 (gene ACAA2). Lineage: Eukaryota; Metazoa; Chordata; Mammalia; Chiroptera; Molossidae. The coding region runs from base 236 to 1297 and encodes 353 amino acids. The transcript is spliced from 10 exons. Gene Ontology annotation, biological process: fatty acid beta-oxidation. Gene Ontology annotation, molecular function: acetyl-CoA C-acetyltransferase activity. The record is from RefSeq and is a predicted model, not a curated record.
UCUGGGUGUCGUCCUGCCCCCUCUGCGUUGCUGGAAGAGAACCCUUUGCUGUCUGCUGUCGCCAUGGCCCUUCUCCGAGGUGUGUUCAUCGUUGCUGCUAAGCGAACACCCUUUGGAGCUUAUGGAGGUCUUCUGAAAGACUUCACAGCCACCGACUUGACUGAAUUUGCUGCCAGGGCUGCCUUGUCUGCAGGCAAAGUACCACCUGAGACUGUUGACAGUGUCAUUGUAGGCAAUGUCAUGCAGAUUUACAGUGGAUGUUCUUUCUCUUUCCCCUCGGCUCCAGAGUUCUUCGGAUGCUGCAUACUUGGCAAGGCAUGUUGGUUUGCGGGUGGGUGUCCCAAAAGAGACCCCAGCUCUCACUCUCAACAGGCUCUGUGGCUCCGGUUUCCAGUCUAUUGUGAGUGGAUGUCAGGAAAUUGGUGUUAAAGAUGCUGAAGUUGUCUUGUGUGGAGGAACUGAAAGCAUGAGCCAGGCUCCCUACUGUGCCAGAAAUGUGCGUUUUGGAACCAAGUUUGGAUCAGACCUCAAGCUGGAAGAUACUUUGUGGGCAGGAUUAACAGAUCAGCAUGUCCAACUCCCCAUGGGAAUUACUGCAGAGAAUCUUGCUUCAAAACAUAAGAUAAGCAGAGAAGACUGUGACAAGUAUGCCCUGCAGUCACAGCAGAGGUGGAAAGCUGCUAAUGAUGCUGGCUACUUUAAUAAUGAGAUGGUACCAAUUGAGGUGAAGACAAAGAAAGGAAAACAGACAAUGCAAGUAGAUGAGCAUGCUCGGCCCCAAACAACCCUGGAACAGUUAAGUAAACUCCCUGCAGUAUUCAAGAAAGAAGGAACCGUUACUGCGGGGAACGCAUCGGGGGUGUCUGAUGGUGCUGGAGCUGUUAUCAUAGCUAGUGAAGAUGCUGUUAAAAAACACAACUUCACACCCCUGGCGAGAAUUGUGGGCUAUUUUGUGUCUGGAUGUGAUCCCUCUAUCAUGGGUAUUGGUCCUGUCCCUGCUAUCAAUGGGGCACUAAAGAAAGCAGGACUGAGUCUUAAGGACAUGGAUUUGGUAGAGGUGAAUGAAGCUUUUGCUCCCCAGUACUUGGCUGUUGAGAAGACUUUACAGCUUGACCCAAGUAAAACCAAUGUGAAUGGAGGAGCCAUUGCUUUGGGUCACCCAUUGGGAGGAUCUGGAUCAAGAAUUACCGCACACCUGGUUCAUGAAUUAAGGCGCCGAGGUGGGAAGUACGCUGUUGGGUCGGCUUGCAUCGGAGGCGGCCAGGGCAUCGCGGUCAUCCUCGAGCGCACAGCCUGAGCCCGGGGACCCCACGGCCCGCGCCCCCUUCCCUCCGCAGGCCCCCGCGCACAGGUGACCCCGCGAGCGGCUGCACGACUGGCCACACCCUACCUGGCAGUGACUGAGUUUCACCAAAGGAUGGCAAGGCAAAGAUACGUUUUCCAUGAGUAAGAGCCCAUGCCAGAGUUAAGUUCUCAAACAUACACCAAAUAUGGUGUGUUUCUGAACUAAAAUCCAACUAGACAAGGCCUUAAAAGGAAUUGUAUCCUUGCCAAAUAAUCACCACUUAAGCCUUAGAUAAUGUAAUUGUAAGGAAAUUGAAUAAAUAUUGCCUUAAACUCA